Messenger RNA from Diachasmimorpha longicaudata, 589 nucleotides. RefSeq lists its product as uncharacterized. Bases 1 to 468 code for a protein of 155 amino acids. NCBI's taxonomy places the organism in Eukaryota, Metazoa, Arthropoda, Insecta, Hymenoptera, Braconidae. The record is from RefSeq and is a predicted model, not a curated record. The transcript has 2 exons.
AUGACUAAAGACUCGCUCUCAGACAGAAGGUAUCAGGCGAACAUAUAUACAAAAGAGGUAACUACUAAAGAAAAGAAUUCGGAUCACUGGCUCAGAGGACAGGAAUUUACGAGUAUUUAUUGUCUUGUGGAUUCGUAUUACAGCGGGUUAUCCGACUCCACCGUACAGCUACCGUUGGAUACCCCUCUCCCGAGUAGACCUCUGCGCCUCCCCCUAAUCUUUCGCCACAGCACUGAAAGUUGCUUCACUGCCAUGGUAUCCAGAGCAGAGGGACCCCACCUGACAUCACACCUGUGUGACGAUUCAUCAACCCUACCUACCAAGAGGAUCGCAAAGAGGACCACGAGAAGUGUCCCGAUGACCAUUCCGGCUUUAGAAUAUCCUGAGUGCAGUCCCAUACAGAAUUAUCCCGACAACAUAAUCCCCGUUUUGGAGUUGCCCCAAAAUAGAAGCAGAAAAGAAGAAUAAAAAAGGAGGAGUUUUGUUGGAGAGAAUCUCAGAGUAUUUGGGAAGAAGAAGAGGAGGUUUGGUGGAAUAGUGUAGGAAUAAAAUAAUUUUAGCCAGCAGCUGGAAUUUAUAAAUAAAUAAA